Molecule: messenger RNA, 2143 nt
Organism: Felis catus (domestic cat)
Lineage: Eukaryota; Metazoa; Chordata; Mammalia; Carnivora; Felidae
Product: membrane cofactor protein-like
Exons: 12
Coding region: 264-1469 (401 amino acids)
Biological process (GO): negative regulation of complement activation, classical pathway
Cellular component (GO): cell surface
Source: RefSeq, a predicted model, not a curated record
UUCCGGAUCCCUUUCUCAUCCUGAGCCAGCCGAGUCCCGCACGCCGCCAGGCAGGUCCCGCUUCCAGCUGCUGGCUAGCCCCGCCCAGUCCGGAAGUCCUCUCACGCCCGCCCAACUCCGUCACUUCCACUCACUUCCUCAGGCCACGCCCCUGCGCCUGGGAGCCUGACACCUGCGUACGAGGGGGAUUGUUGCGUCUGGUACCCGGACUCGGGAAGGUCUUUGCCCGGCGAGCUCCCCGGUUCCCGCUGGUCUCCCGGAAGAUGAUGGCGUCUUGCGCGCUGUUCCACGCAGAUCCCGGCCUCCCCGAGAGGCGCUCUUCACUGUCCUGCUUUGUAAUCCUUUUGGUGGCCCCAGGGCUACUGCUACCCAUGCCCUCCGAUGCCUGUGACCCUCUGCAGUACAACUCUAUGAAGCCAACUGUUGUUAAAUCCAGUUAUAAUCCUGGGGAAAAUGUACAAUUUCAGUGUCGCCCAGGAUACAAGCGUAUUAUACCUCUUCUUCCCGUAUCUUCUGUUUGUUACCCUAAUAACACAUGGACACCUCUCCAGGAGGCUUGUACAAAAAAAUCAUGUCAACAUCCAGGAGAUCCCGUAAAUGGCCAUAUGGUCAGCGUAAAUGGAAGUUUUCUCUUUGGAUCACAGGUUCACUAUGCUUGUAAUGAGGGUUAUCGAUUGUUUGGGUCAAAAGUUAUUCAUUGUGAACUUUCUAGUAUCGACGAUAAUACAAUGACUUGGAGUGAUAAUCCCCCUCUAUGUAGUAGGAUAUUGUGUCUACCACCCCCAGAAAUAACAAAUGGGAAAUAUACCAAUAGUGGCAAGGAAGAAUAUGAAUAUAAUGAAGUGGUAACUUACAGUUGUGAUCAAUCAAGUGGACCAGAUGCAUAUUCACUUAUUGGAGAGAGCAGACUUGUUUGUACUGGAAAUGGUGAAUGGAGUGGUAACCCUCCGCAGUGUAAAGUGGUCAAAUGUCCACAUCCUGAACCCGCCAAUGGAAAGCUGACGUCAGGAUUUGGAAGAAAAUAUUCCUACAAAGCAACAGUUGUGUUUACGUGCUCAGAGGGUUAUUACUAUAAUGGAACCAACAUAGCAGUCUGUGGCAGUAACGGUACUUGGGAGCCUGCAGCCCCAAUGUGUUACAAAGCGUCAACUCCUCCCAGUACAAAACCUCCAAUUCCGAGUGUCUCAGAAUCCAAGCCUCCUCUUAUGACUACGACUCCGGGUUCAAGCCAUCCAGAUUCAGAUCAUCCAGGAGCUCCCACUACCACUGCACCACCACCUGAAGACGUUAAUACUUUAGGCAAAGGAAUCAUUGCUCUGAUUGUCAUUGUUGUUCUUGCUGGCAUUGUAUUCCUUUGCUGCAUCCUGGUCAUAUUUUAUCGACACAAGAAGAAAGGGAAAACAGAAGUUAGCGCCUCAUACAGCACUUACCAGGAUAAAUCCGCUUCGCCAGCAGAGUCCACGCAGUAAACGGUUUCCACACAGUGCAUCUUCUGAUUCUUUUAGAAUGUUGACAUCGAUGGUAAAUUCAUAUAGCCUCUAUGGAAAACAUACACGCCUUCCUCAAAAAACUAAAAACCAAACCAACGAAUGAUUUAGCAGUUCCACUUGCUGGCAUAUAUCCAAAGGAAACAAACAAACAAACAAAAACACUGCAGCUCUCUGUUCUCUGCAGCAUUAUUUACAACGGCCACCACACGGAUGCCAACCUAAGUGCCCCUGGACAGAUGAAUCGUUAAAAGAAAACAUGGUAUCCAAAUACGGCGGCAUACUGUCCAGCCAUAAAAAAGGAAGGAAAUCUUGCUGUUGGCCACAAAAUGCAUGGACCUUCAGGCAUUUUGCUAAGUGAAAUAAGGUCGAACAAAGACAAAAUACUGUAUGAUCUAAUUUGUAGAAUCUAAAAGGAAAAAAAAAAAAAAUCCCAGAAAACAAAAACAAACCCUAGGAACAAAUCAGGUUGGUGGUUGCUGGGGGGUGGGGGCAGAUUUGGCUGAAGGUGGUCAAAAGGGACACACUUCCAGUUCUAAGACUAACGAGUGCUGGGAUGUAAUUAUCGUUCAGUCUGCUGUCAGUAGUAUAUUGUAUUUUUGGAGAGUUGCUGAGCAGAAGACAAACACUUUUAUAAAUGAAGUAAUGGAUGUGAA